ACGAGCGAUACGAGAAAUGCGACUUUUAUUUUGAAACAUCGUUGUUUCCGUAAAGAAGACGACGAACGGCUUGUUGGCCUAAAGACGCAGCUUUUCAGAGCUUCAAAUCCUAAUUUUAAUUUGUGUAGGUGAGAAACAACCAUCACUGCAAGAGCGGCUGUUCUUGGCAGUGCCUGAAAGAUUCUGCUCGACUCAUUUGCCACUUGAGACUUUGACAUGUCCUACAAUCCUCCAUACCGUAAACCGCAAGAUGAUUUCGGCACAAAUCAUGACAUGUACGCCGACUCGCAACGUAUGUAUCACAGAGAGUCUGGUGCUUACAGGUCAAGAACUAGUGCCACGUCUCAAGAGCACAUGGUGUCUCCAACCACAUCGAAACCUUCUGUUCUUCCACCUGGUAAGGCUUUGUCCUUUCUGCACAGCUGUGGAUUAGAUACUGAGGACCUUCAAACUCUUGCUGAACUCCCAGAGCAUCUCAUCUCUGCCGAGAAACUUCCGGAUCUUCUUGCGGAGAUCAAAAAGAAAAAAGCGGCCAAUGCAUCUUCGUCUAGGUCCAGCACACUGCAACACGGUUCAUCGGGUCGCUCCUGGGAGGAUAGGAGCUACACUCAACCGGUUGAGUAUUCAUCUGAUUUGCCUGUUCGUGAGUCAUAUUCCCAUCAACGAGAGCAAGAUCAGACCUGGGAAGACCGGUGGGGAAACGUCAAAACAACUAGCUCGCUAAAACCCGCGUACACCAGUUCUAAAUUGAAUUAUGUGGUCGAGUACAACCAUCUGAAAGACAAGGAUACUUAUUUUGAUAAGCCAUCUUAUGCAGCAGAAACAUCAAAGCAGAAAACUACAGCUGUCUCUCAACAGUCCUACUCUAACUACAGCAGAGACAUCAGUCAACCUUCAUAUCUGACCAGUAGAGAUGCUGUUCAACCCUCACACCUCUCCAGUAGAGAUGCUGGACAGUCCUCAUUUCUGUCCAGCAAAGAUAUUGGGCAACUCUCAAACCUGUCUACCAAAAGUGCUGGGCUACCCUCACUGCUUUCAAGCAUAAAUAUUGCGCAACCCUCACUGCUUUCGAACAGAAAUAUUGUGCAACCCUCACUGCUUUCGAACAGAAAUAUUGUGCAACCCUCACUGCUUUCUAGCAGAAAUAUCGGGCAACUCUCACAACUGUCUAGCAAAAAUGUCGGGCAAUCCUCACACCUUUCUAACAGAGUUAUCGGGCAGCCCUCACAACUGUCUGGCAGAAAUGUUGGGCAACCCGCACGCCUGUCCAGCAGGGACAUUAGUCAACCCUCGUAUUUAUCCAGCCUGUCCAGUAGUGCCACAAGUUAUUCCUCCAUCCAGUCUGGCAGAAACAUAAGUCAACCCUCACACCUAUCCAGCAGAGAUGUCGGUCGCUUUUCGGAUCAACGGAGGGCAGAGACGAUUCAUACGGUGCCAACUAGGAAAGAGGCGUCAGACUUCCACGGGAAAACCCCACCAGUAUUUCCCUAUGCUUGCGUACUCUGCGAAAUCACUGUACUCUCUAACAAGGACUGGUCUUUGCAUAUAAAAGGAGCUCAGCAUGCUAAUAGUCAACUCAGUCUUGUGGAAAGGUAUCCACAGUGGGAUCAGAGGAUCCAAUCAGCUCGCAGGAAUGAUGUACCCUCUGAGAAAGCACAGCUUAAAACCAAAAAUGGCUCCUCUAGUACCCGAAGUGGACUGUCGAGCACUAAAAGUGAAACGUUGAGCAGUAAGAAAAAAGCCGAAAAGGCGCAGUGCACAACGGUGUGCGUAAAGUUCGAAGAGGAGGAAGUGGAUGAAGCUUACCUAAGAAAAUUGCUUGGACAGUUUGGAGCGAUUGUAAAAUUGGUCAUGUUUCCAAGGAUGGCUUUUGCGGACAUGGGUUCAGAGCUCCAGGCAACGGAUAUAGUAAAAUAUUUCAUAGACAACCCGCUAAGGAUCAAAAGCAAACUGAUUGAAUUUUCUCUGUCUGCGCCAUGCAAUUUCUUACAGACUUCACGUGUAGUAAGCUUCUCACCAUUACCUACUGGAGAAGGCGUACAGCCUGAGUUGAUGGCCAUUGCUAAGCGUUUUGGGUCGCUGAAAAAUACCCUGUUUGUGCCAAACCGGGCUUUCAUGGAGAUGGGCACUGCAGAGGAAGCCAGCAAUUUGGUGGAGCAUUAUUCAACCCAUUCACUCAAAAUAAAAGGAAAAACCAUUCAUGUUAGCUUCUCAACUGAGUACCAUACGCUUCGUGAUAAAUGUUCUGAGAAAGAAGAAUCAAGCAGGAGGAGGAGGAGGAGGAGGAGGAGUUUAAGCCCACGAAGAAGAUCCCACAGUUCUCGAAAAGACUCUCCCAGCCCCAAGCGAAGAGAAAGGUCCAGGUCUCAGAAAAGUACUGACUCUAGGAAACAAGAUGAAAGUCGAGGCUCUAAAGAGAGAACUAGAGAGAGCUCUAGACGGGACCGCUCAUCUAGGAGUCACUCCAAAAAAUCUCCCUCAAAAGACAAACAAACUAAGGAGGCUGUUGAGCAGAAAACCGAAGAUAGUAAGAAUCAAUCUGAUAUUGUGUGCGAUGAUAGCGAUCUUGAAGGAGUGGCAGUUAUAGCAGAUGAUUGUGAAGAGCUUAACUCAGAUGAAGAGUUCAUUGAAGUUGAUCAAGACAUUGAGUGUUCUGAUGAAGAGGAUCUGGAUUCCUCAAUGGCUCUAACUGAACAGGAAGUAUCUGAAGACAUCCAAGACGUUAAGGAGUCAGAUGAUAACACAAUACCUUCAGAGAGUGUAUCAAAUGCUACAGUUUUAGAUGAAUCAAGUGACUGUAAAGAGGUGCUCCAGAAUGACCAAGAGCUUCAACAUAACCAAGAUCAACCAGAAGACAAAGUUGAGGAAACUUCAGAGGAAACAAGUCAGUGUAAGGAAUCCCAAGAACUUCAGGAUAACCAAGAAGCACCAAAAGACGAAACUGUGGGAAUUUCAGAUGAAUUAAGUGAUAAGGAUGCAGAAGAACUUCACCAAACCCAAGGAGAACCAAAAGAAGAAACUGGUGAAAUUUCAGAUGCGUCAAACGAGUGUAAGAAAGCUGAAGUGCUUCAACAAAACCAAGAUGCACAAAAAGACGAACAUGAAGCAAUGGAACAGGAUGCAUCAGAUGUCCCGGUGAAUCUAGAAAGCAGCAUCACAACAGAUGAAUUUAGGGAGGAAAUGACAGCUCAAGGUGAUAUACAAGAGGUCUUAACUCCAAGUGCUGAGGAGACGUUUGGCAGGGUCCUUGAAGUAAAAGGUUUCCCUCAGGCAAAGAAAUAUUCAGAAGAUGAUUUGCUGAACAUUGGAAAAAAAUAUGGAGAAGUGGCAGACUGUUGUCUGGUUCGCAGCAAUCGAAAGGUGGAAAAAGCUUUGAUUGAGAUGGUAAAUGCUGCUGAUGCUUCUAAACUUGAAGCUGCGUCUAAACGGCAGAACCUUAAACUUGGUGGCAAAGUCUUGAGGAUAACAGUGUCGGACAUAUACUCCCAAGUGAAAGAAAGAGUAAUCCCUGAAUCUGACUCUGGGAAAGCAGAAGAUGAGAACCUGGACUCAAUCAUGCAAACGUCCAGCGGGAAAGCAGAUGGGGACAUGCAAACGUCCAGUGAAAAAGCAGAGGAUGACAUUCAAACAUUCAGUGAGAAAGCAAAGGAUGACAUUCAAAUGUCCAGUGAGAAAGCAGAGGAUGACAUGCAACCGUCCAGUAGGAAAACAGACAAUGACAUGCAAGCAUCCAGUGGGAAAGCAGAUGAUGACGUACAAACGUCCAUUGAGAAAACAGAAGAUGACAUGCAAACAUCCAGUGGGAAACCAGACAAUGACAUGCAAACGUCAAGUGUGAAAGCAGAUGAUGAGAACCUGGACUCAAUCAUGGAAACAUCCAGUGAUGAGGAGGAACCUUAUGGCAAAGUUCUCAGGAUCAGAAACCUUCCACCAACCGAUAAAUACACAAAUGCAGAUUUUCUUAGCAUUGCAGAACAGUACGGGAAAGUAAAGCGCCAUUGGCUGCUUAGCCCUCAUCAUAUGGGGCUUAUUGAAAUGGAAAAUGCAUCCGAUGCUGAGAAGGUUGUAGCUGCAGCCAACAAGAAUAAAAUUACAAUCGCUGGGAAACAUCCGAAGAUUACUGUGUCUACAAAACAUUCCAGUUUAAAUAAAAGGUAUUUUCUGUAUACACCCACCAUCGAUUCUCAACCAACAUCUGCAGAAUUAGGCAAUGAUAAGGAUGAAUCCAAGACACAACACCUUUCUGACCAGGAGUCCUCAAAGCAGGUUUCUGCCUCUGAUGAAGGACCAGAAGCAAAGACUAAAAAUACUAAUGGUGUGUCAGAGCUAGACACAAAACUAAGUGAUGCAGUGGGGACAGAGUUUAUUCGACCUGUGGUGGGCUACUUUUGUAACUUGUGUAACGUCAUCUAUGCCAACGAAGAAGAGGCUAAGAGUGAACAUUGCAGGACCGUCUUGCACCAUCAAAAGCUUAAGGAACACAUGGACCAAAAAGGUUCAGCAUAAGCCAGCCCAAUCCAGAAGUGACUGAUAAACCAGCAGAAAUAAUAACAUUUUUAGUUCAUUUGCAUUAAUGUGUAUAUUAUAAUUUUUAUUUCCGUAUCAAUAGAAAAAUCUAUGGUUGUCUUAUGUUGUGGUGUCAUAUAUACUUUCAUAUUUAGGAAACAAAGAUAAACUGUUGUAGUUGUAGCCAUAAAGCAUGGACUGUGCAGUGUAUUGUGUUACAUUUAUGGUCUCAUUUGUAAAGGUUAGUUGGUACAUUAGCUUACAUAAAUUAAAAUGCAACAAAUUUUUUUUUUGAAUGUUGGUUAUUACAAAUGUUAACAUACGUUUGAUUAUAAAUGUGUAUUAAUGCUGUAAAAUGUUUACUUAUGUAUUGAACUAAUCUUAACACAAAACCUUGGUGUUAACUAUAUACCAUUUAUAUCACAGUACAAUACAUUUUGCUCAAAUUAAACAAAUGAGCCCAAUAAGGAGUUGCUUUCCUGAUGCGCUUUCUGAGUGAACGGCGGUUGUACGGUGCGCUUGCGCAGUUUCCAUAGGAUUUCAGUUGGCGUCUAACGGAAGCGGGGGGCAUUGUUUCCAAUUUAUGUAAUUGUUUUUAUGGAUAGCUUGUGUUUUUAAUAAAUACAUUGUCAAAAUAAUUUCACUCAAAUAAAACACCUAAAAAAACCAA
Molecule: messenger RNA, 5176 nt
Organism: Paramisgurnus dabryanus
Lineage: Eukaryota; Metazoa; Chordata; Actinopteri; Cypriniformes; Cobitidae
Gene: matr3l1.1
Product: matrin 3-like 1.1
Molecular function (GO): zinc ion binding; RNA binding
Source: RefSeq, a predicted model, not a curated record